CCCAAUUGCUCGCCCGUCGUUUUGACUCAGAGCCCGCCCCGCCCUUCUCCGAAGCCGCGCGACGGCCAACUGCCCCCCCGGCCGGGCCACGCACGGUACAUGCGUGCGGGUUACGACAUUCUGCGCACGACAUCUCCCGAACCUCGCGUGUCCAGCUGAUCAACACAUUUCUCCUCGGUCGCUUCAAUGACGAGCGGUUAGGCGUUUUCAUCGGCUGGCUCUCCGUUCUUGUUGCUGUUGUUUUCUUCCUCCAUGUCCUCCCCCUCUCUCCCUUGGCUUGGUUGACCUUUUGAGUCUCUUCCCACGGCCCAAUCGGUCAUCCGGAUAUCCUCGCUUCCCACUCGUCUCUGUUGUCCCUCUUCCCGCAAGCAGCAGCACCCCGCAGACACAGACACAGACACGAACACGGACCUUGGUCAUCGCAUCGCAACGCGCCCGUCAGACGCCAUCCCCAGACCACGCCCGCCAUGGCGUGGAGAGCCUCCGAGAGGCUCAUGGACACCAUUAGGCACUAUGCCAAGUUCCCCGCCACCGGUGUGAGCUUGCGCCAGAUGGUGCAGUUUGGCGACAAGCCGUCGACAGGCACUCUGUUCCGUGCCUCGCAGUUUCUGGCCGAGGAGCUGCCCAUUCGCCUCGCCCACCGCGUCCAGGAGCUCGAGGACCUGCCCGACGGCCUCAACGACAUGCCCUCGGUACAAAAGGUCAAGGACUGGUACGCCCAGUCGUUUGAGGAAAUCACACAGCUGCCGAGACCCGAUCUCAGCAGAGACGUCCGCGACCGCUUGAUGAAGCCCACCAAGCACGCCGGCCGUGGCAUCCUGCAACAGCUCUCCGAGGCGACGCCGAAUCCCUCCAUCGACGAGGGCGAGUCCUCGGGCUGGGGCGGCCUGACCAAGAACGGCGGCACAAACGGCAACGGCAAGGCCCGGUCCCUGUCGCGGCGCUACUUUGCCACCGUCGACGAUACGGGCGACUGGCCCCCGGAGCUGCAGCUGUACAACAAGCAAUUCGCGCAGACGCUGCACAAGAUCAAGCGCCGACACGACGGCGUCGUCACCACCAUGGCGCAGGGCAUUCUCGAGUACAAGCGCCGCCGCCAGCGCAUGCAGAUUGAUGGCAGCAUCCAGUCCUUCCUCGACCGCUUCUACAUGUCGCGCAUCGGCAUUCGCAUGCUCAUCGGCCAGCACAUUGCCCUGACGGACCAGAGCCACCACCGCGACCCCACGUACGUCGGCGUCAUUUGCACCAAGACCAACGUCAAGGACCUCGCCCAGGAGGCCAUUGAGAAUGCCCGCUUCGUCUGCGAGGAUCACUACGGCCUCUUUGAGGCACCCCGCAUCCAGCUCGUCUGCAACCCCAACCUCGACUUCAUGUACGUGCCCGGUCACCUGUCUCACAUGCUCUUUGAGACCCUCAAGAACUCUCUGAGAGCCGUCGUCGAGACCCACGGCAUGGACAAGCAAGAGUUUCCCGUCACCAAGGUCAUUGUCGCCGAGGGCAAGGAGGACAUUACCAUCAAGAUCUCGGACGAGGGCGGCGGCAUCCCCAGAAGCGCCAUCCCCCUAGUCUGGACCUACAUGUACACGACUGUCGACCGGACGCCCAACUUGGACCCGGACUUUGACAAGAGCGAUUUCAAGGCCCCAAUGGCCGGCUUUGGGUACGGGCUACCCAUAUCGCGUUUAUACGCGCGCUACUUUGGCGGCGACCUAAAGCUCAUAAGCAUGGAAGGAUACGGCACCGACGUGUACCUGCACCUCAACCGCCUGUCCUCGUCGUCGGAGCCCCUCCAAUAGCAAUUAAACGCCGCCGGGGCACGGUCCCCAUCCCUGAUUCUGCGCAAGCGUCUGAAGCUCCAACGCGAGGUGACGGAGCGGAGACAGGUGGGUGACGCCGAGGCGGUGGUGAAUGCGCCCCCAAGCCAGCUCUUUGAACGCAAGGAGGAUCGCGAGCUGUGAGGACGAGCCUCGGGGGCACAAUUGCAGAUGAGAAGCAAACAGCAACCAGAAAGCCACACGACAUAUAUGCACGCACAUGCGUGCGCAUGCGCAUGCGCACGUGCAACAAGCUGCACGUAGCACGCAGCAUACAGGCAUACACACAUACACACCAUAUAAACUCCAUUUUCACGCGGCAUACACAUACCCGCUACCGAUCUACUACUAUAGUCCAGACAGUGACGGCAGUCAUGGGUGCGGUUCAGCUCAGGGGCGGCGAUCUACCCCUCGUGGACGAUAGACACCCGUCUCUGACAGCCCAAGCCAGCGAAAGAGGAUAUACGCACAGCCCUCUCUUGCUGGGUGCAGUUGAAAGGCCGCCGGAAAACGCGGCGCGCGGCUCUGCAGAAGGAUCGAGACGGAAAGGCAGCCGGAAAUACGAGAGCGGACAUGGCUCCGAUGGCGAGCAAGGGGUUUGCGAGUCCUUGCUACUACUGCGGGUCAAACCCCCAUUGACCGGAUCUUGCACGAACCCAUGCAUGCACACAUACACACGCACGCACGCAUAACGAGAUGGGCGACUACCAGGGCAAACAGCACAUGCGCGGGCGCCAGAGUAUACCAAGAAAGACGACAUGUGCGCGGCGCAAGGAGUCGUUUGGGCGCCCAAUGUACUGUAACAGAAGCUGCUGCGGGAGUCGGUCAGUCAGACGAGCCGCGGAGCCGGGCAGGACAGGGCAGGGCAAGCAGCCUUGAUGGAGCCUUGAGCAUCCACCAGCAGCGGGCGUUGGGAGGCGGGGUUGCCCUCCUUUUUGCGGCCUGCGAGAGAUAUAGGUUGGUUCUAUGUAGCCGACCGUGGGUAGAUGGCGCAGCCUUACGGGCUCGUCCCGUCGGGUUGUGCCCAAAAUGAAUCAAAUGUUUUGAAUGCAGA
This is a messenger RNA of Purpureocillium takamizusanense, 2868 nucleotides long. It is a transcript of the gene PDK2, whose product is annotated as [Pyruvate dehydrogenase (acetyl-transferring)] kinase. Gene Ontology annotation, biological process: regulation of glucose metabolic process; protein phosphorylation. Gene Ontology annotation, cellular component: mitochondrion. Bases 468 to 1796 code for a protein of 442 amino acids. The record is from RefSeq and is a predicted model, not a curated record. The transcript has 4 exons. NCBI's taxonomy places the organism in Eukaryota, Fungi, Ascomycota, Sordariomycetes, Hypocreales, Ophiocordycipitaceae. Gene Ontology annotation, molecular function: pyruvate dehydrogenase (acetyl-transferring) kinase activity.